GAAGGCAAGGAAAAGAGAGAGAAACGAGAUAUGCUGUCAGGUCGCGCGCUCAGUAGCCCUCUGUCUCUAUCGCGCGCGGCGACUCUGACGUAGCAAGGCGGAAGUGGGCGAGGCCGUUUGGAAUUUUGGCGCGAGAGCGGGCGUUGAGCCUUCUUCUUGGGGGCUUCGCGCGCCGUGAGGAAAAACACCUGGGAGCCCUGAGCCGAGGGGGAAGGGGCAGACCUGCUACAUCCGGGAACUCCCAAGGGUGGUGCCGUGGUGGGGAAGAAAGUGAGGUGUUUCUUCUCCUGCCCACCCACUCCCAACUCCUUGGGGCUCUGAGUAAACUGAAAACUGGGGGAAAGCAUUUCACUCUGGUGAAGGUCAGAUAUGCCAGUACCUUUUGACUGUGCUGGGGCUGAGUCCCAGCUGAGCCACACUCCUUUGCCAGUACCAGCCUUCUUCCGGGAAGUGGAAAGCAGCUUUUCCAGCAAGAGAGCUCAUCGGCCACUCAGCUACACCGUCCCACCACGGCCACGGCACAAGAGCACACUAACCGUGAGCCGAAUUUUUUCUGACCGUCGGCUGCAGCCCUGGACCCAGCUCCACCCACGCAGUGUUUCUUUCCAUGGUGCACAGAAGCAGCAGCCACCCCUGCAUAGUGGCCUCUAUGAUGCAUCCAAAAGAGAGCUAUUUUUUAGGCAGUGCUUUCAACAACUGAGCCGCCUGGGACGAGGAUCCUUUGGUGAAGUGUACAAGGUGCGCUGUAAGGAGGAUGGGCAGUUGUAUGCAGUGAAGCGUUCUGUGGAACCAUUCCGGGGCGAGAGUGACAGGCAGCGCAAACUGGCCGAGGUGCGCAAGCACGAACGUGUGGGGCACCAUCCCAACUGUGUGAGCUUCGUGCAGGCUUGGGAGGAGCGUGGGCAGCUCUACAUCCAGACAGAGUUGUGCCCAGGCAGCCUGCAGCAAUACUGUGAGAAAUAUGGGCCACUGCCCGAAUGGCAGGUGCGGGCUUUCCUUUGGGACUUACUGCAGGGGCUGCAUCACUUGCAUGACCGCAACCUUCUGCACAUGGAUGUCAAGCCAGCCAACAUCUUCCUCUCAUCCAACAAUGUCUGCAAACUGGGUGAUUUUGGACUCAUGCUGGAGCUGGACUCUGGGGACCUGACUGAUGCCCAAGAAGGUGAUCCCCGCUAUAUGGCUCCUGAGUUGCUACGUGGAGAGUACACUAAGGCUGCUGAUAUCUUCAGCCUUGGCAUAACUAUCUUGGAUAUUGCCAGUAAUCUGGAGCUUCCCAAUGGAGGGGAAGGUUGGCAACAGUUGCGGCAGGGCUAUUUGCCCCCUGAGUUUACUUCAGGUCUCUCUGCUGACUUGAAGAUGCUCCUAGCUGCCAUGUUGGAACCCAACCAUCAGCUCCGGCCCUCAGUGGAGACUCUGCUUAGUUCCAGACUCAUGCAGAAGACUGAGAGGUGGCGGAAGCUGAUGCUGCUGGCCCAAUCUGGGAUCCAGCAGGGAACUGCCAUGUGUCAGAUCCUCCUCAGGUUCAUGCACUGGCUCUGGGAAGCUGUGUGGAGCCCAGCACACUGGCUUCUGUUUUGGCAUCAGAGUCUCCCUGUCACGCCCCCUCAUUCGCCUUUCCUCCUUCCCCUGGAAGACAGCAGCCUCUCCAGUGACUGGGGUGAGGAGGAGGAGAGCCUCGGGGAGGAUUUCUUGGAGCUAACGGAAACAGCUGGGCACCACAACUGCACUUGCCCUGUGGGGCUGCAGCCCUCAGACAUAGUGCCUGGUUCUCCACAGCUGAACUUAUACCCAUGUGUGGGAAGCACUUCCACCCCACGGCACCCCUCACCACAACAGACUGGAAGGAUGAACAGGUCUUUGGCACUCCAGGGCAGUCCCAACCUCAGCUGCAUCAGUCCUGAGCCCCUCAGUGGCAGCUCCACCUCAUCAGAUUUGCCACCUGUGAGCAGCCUGCGCCGAACGCUAGUUUAUGAGGAGGAAGAGGAGGAGGAUGUAUGGGAGGCAGUUUCUCCCCGAUGCUCAAAUCACUGCUCCACUUUUGAGCCAAAAAACCUGCUGAGCAUGUUUGAGGACUCCAUGGCAUCUGAGCGGAAGUGCCAGAGCUGAUGUGAACUACAUUUCUUUACUUGUUUCCUUAGGCCCCUUGUGGGUGAACAGAGGUGUCUCUCUUACACAUACAAAGCCAGUAAGCUCAAAAUGGUGGGGCUGUGACCUUAGAGCUCACACAAAACCAUACAGCAGGGUUCGGCAACCUUUGGCACUACAACUUCCAUCAUCCCCAGCCACAAUUUUGUGACUGAGGAUGAUGGAAGUGUCAGAGAUUACCUAUCCCUGCUAUACAGUAGCUGUUGGCAGGCAGGGGGAAGCAGGAAUAAACUGUCAAAUCAUCUGAGGGAGAGGGGAUCCCUCUUUUAUAAGGGGAUGAGGGCUGGAUCCAUAAUACAUGAUUUCUUUUUAAAGUUUUAUGUCCCUCCUAUCUGGGGGACAGGGUGCCAGGGAUCUGCUGCCAUUUGUGGGAAAUUGAUUUGGGCAAUGAGAGCUAUUAACGUCUUUCCAUUAUGGGGUUAUACAAUGGUGUCAGCUGUAGGACUUGACAAUAAACGCAUUUUUGAAAUUUA
Molecule: messenger RNA, 2618 nt
Organism: Hemicordylus capensis (graceful crag lizard)
Lineage: Eukaryota; Metazoa; Chordata; Lepidosauria; Squamata; Cordylidae
Gene: PKMYT1
Product: protein kinase, membrane associated tyrosine/threonine 1
Exons: 8
Coding region: 370-2106 (578 amino acids)
Biological process (GO): protein phosphorylation
Molecular function (GO): protein kinase activity; ATP binding
Source: RefSeq, a predicted model, not a curated record